CACUCUUACCAUGGAUUUAGCACAAUUUGAAAAGGAAAUUGCUACAAAAACAUUCCUUAAAGGACAAUUAUACAGCAGCGACGAUUUAGAAAUGUAUAAAAACUUACACUCUGCUAUCGCACCAUUGCAAGCAGCACAAUUACAUGCAUUCCCAAACACCGUUAGAUACUUCUCACUCAUCCAGAAACUCGAACCUGCUCGCAAAUUAGGACUUGAACAGUUGACAUUCGAUUACUCAACAUUCCCUAAACCAGUUCGUGUUGCAGAUGCACCAAAGGAAAAGAAACCUAAGAAGGAUGCUGCACCAGUCAAUAAGGAAGCACCUGCAGGUACUUCAAAAGCUGGUGCUGAGGGUGCAGCAGCCAAAAAAGAAGGUAAAAAGGAUAAACCAAAGAAGGAGAAAGCCCCACCUGCUCCACCGGCACCUGUUCUCCCACCAAGUCCAUCUAUGAUCGAUUUGCGUGUUGGUAAGAUUGUUAAGGUUGAAAAACAUCCAGACGCUGACAGUUUAUACGUCGAGCAAAUUGAUUUGGGUACUGAAACUAGAACUGUUGUCUCAGGUUUGGUCAAGUAUGUCCCAAUUGAAGAAAUGCAAGAUAAGAUGGUCGUCGCUAUUUGCAACCUCAAACCAGCUUCCAUGAGAGGUAUCAAAUCUUUUGCUAUGGUUCUCUGCGCCACUUCCUCAGACGGCAAAGAUGGUGGUGUCGAAUUUGUCAACCCACCGGAGGGUAGUGCACCAGGUGACAGAAUUUUCUUUGAAGGUUACGAAGACACCAAACCAGAGGAACAACUCAACCCUAAGAAGAAGGUAUUCGAAACUAUCCAACCUGGUUUCAGAACUUUGGAUACACUUGAAGCUUGCUGGAUCAACCCAGAGACGAGCAAACCACACCUUAUCAAAACUUCAAAGGGUAUUUGUAAGGCUGGUAAAUUUGCAAACGCUACUCUUUCUUAAAAACUUUACAUAUAAAUAUAUAUCUUUAGAUUGCAU
Wallemia mellicola CBS 633.66 is the source of this 991-nucleotide messenger RNA. RefSeq names its product nucleic acid-binding protein. Lineage: Eukaryota; Fungi; Basidiomycota; Wallemiomycetes; Wallemiales; Wallemiaceae. Gene Ontology annotation, cellular component: methionyl glutamyl tRNA synthetase complex. The record is from RefSeq and is a predicted model, not a curated record. Gene Ontology annotation, molecular function: tRNA binding. The transcript is spliced from 5 exons. Bases 11 to 955 code for a protein of 314 amino acids.